AUUGGAUCCAUCGUCACACAACAGCAGGCACAUGGCCGUAAGUCAGAGUAACUAAAGCCUACAGUACACUCACUUAGCAGCAGACCAGAAACUUUUCAGAGCCGGCUAGGAGAUUGCAAAAUAACUUAGCCUCUCGCUUUUUGGCUGUACUCAGUUUCCCUGGUGACGUGAAGCGGUCGCUCACGUUGUCCUCUUAGGUUUGCGGUUUGUCAGAGUUUUACUCCCACCGUGUGUGUUUGUUUGUCUGUGUGGAGUCCACUUCAUUCAUCAACUAUACACCACCUUGCCUUGUUUUACCAGAAUGCAUCUCACUACAGAGGAGAAAAUAGAGCUGGGACUCAAGGAGCAGGGGACAGUCAAUCCUGCAUUCGGGGGCAAAGACAGUAAUGAACAGCCACAGCUGACAGUUGACGUUGGGGAGCCACACAUAGAGGCCCUGGAAGAGACUGCGGACAAAGGUGUAGAUUUGGUUUACUCCCUCAAUGACAGGCCGCCGUGGUACCUCUGCAUUCUACUUGGCUUCCAGCAUUACAUCCUCGCAUUCGGUGGCAUCAUCGCAGUCCCGCUGAUCCUGGCAGAGCCCCUUUGCAUAAAGGACAACAACGUCGCCAAAAGCCAGCUCAUCUCCACUAUAUUCUUUGUGUCGGGAUUAUGUACGCUGCUGCAGACAACUGUCGGUACCAGGUUACCAAUCCUCCAGGGUGGGACCUUCAGUUUCAUCACUCCAACCCUGGCCAUUCUCGCUCUGCCCAAGUGGCAGUGUCCAGCCCCAAAAACAUCUGUCAUGCUGUCCAUGCAGCUGCAGAACGGCACCAGUCCGCUGCAAAUGGAAAAUAAUGAGGAGGUCUGGAUGUCACGAAUGCGUGAGAUCCAGGGAGCAAUCCUGGUCUCCUCUCUGCUCCAGAUCGUCCUGGGCUUUUCUGGGUUGGUGGGCCUCGUGCUGAAAUACAUCGGCCCGCUGGCUAUCGCUCCCACCAUCAACCUCAUCGGCCUGUCACUGUUCAUUGAGGCUGGAAAGAAGUCUGGAGGUCACUGGGGAAUAGCUGCUCUCACGGUCUUUCUGAUCCUCCUGUUCUCUCAGUAUCUCAGCAAAGUCGAUGUUCCAAUGAUUGCUUACAAAGAUAAGAAGUGGAAGGUUUUCCAGUAUCCUCUCUUCAAGCUCUUCUCUGCUUUGUUCGGGAUGUGUGGCGCCUGGCUGGUCUGCUUCUUACUGACCAUCUUUGACGUCUUUCCUUCAAAGUCUGAUGAGUACGGUUUCUCAGCCAGGACCGACAUCAGCCUAGAUGCUGUGACAAACUCCCCUUGGUUCCAUGUGCCUUACCCAGGUCAAUGGGGUGCGCCCACAGUGAGUGUGUCAUCAGUGUUGGGUAUGAUGGCAGGCGUUUUGGCGUCUACCAUGGAAUCAAUCGGUGACUACUAUGCAUGUGCUCGCUUGUCUGGCGCCCCUCCUCCACCGACUCACGCUAUAAACCGAGGUAUCGCCGUGGAGGGCAUUGGCUGCAUCCUGGCUGCACUGUGGGGAACUGGAAACGGCACCACCUCCUACAGCCAGAACAUCGCUGCACUUGGAAUUACCAAGGUUGGCAGCAGAUUGGUCCUCCAGACGACCGGCAUUCUGAUGAUGGUCUUGGGGAUCUUUGGGAAAUUUGGAGCAGUUUUUAUCACCAUCCCAGACCCGGUCAUUGGAGGCAUGUUCCUCGUUAUGUUUGGAAUGAUCGCAGCAGUGGGGAUAUCCAACCUCCAGUAUGUGGACCUUAACUCGUCCCGUAACCUCCUCAUUCUCGGCUUCUCUACCUUCAGCGGUCUUGUUUUACCUACCUGGUUUCACUCCAAUCCCAGCAUCAUUGACACAGGAAUAAAAGAGCUAGACCAAGUGAUUGUAGUGCUCUUCACCACACACAUGUUCAUCGGAGGAUUCUUUGGGUUUAUCCUGGACAACACCAUUCCAGGCACUGAAAAAGAGCGGGGCAUCAAGAGCUGGCAGGACAAGGUGCAAGGGGAAGGUAAAAACAUGUGUGACCAGUCAUGCUAUGAAAUCCCUUUCUGCAAGAGUGUUUUGAAGCGGUUUAGAUGUUUCCAGUACCUGCCCUUCCUCCCUUCUUACAAGACCAACCAACAGGGGACAUCCAAGUAACUUAUAGUUGCUGAUGCUGGCCCUAUAAAACCAAACAGUCUUUGGUGAGCAUUGAAAAAAGAAAGUAAAACGAGGAAAUUGCAUCAAAAUGUACUUCUAUUCUCACUUAAGCAUUGUUGGCACAAAAGUGAACAAGACAUUAUGUUGUUUAAUUUCCUCUACAUUAUUUUUGUUGAUAUAAAACCUCACUGUCUUAACCACUGAGCCACUUUGACGUCUUUCUGCUCCAGUUUCCUCCCACAGUUCAAAAACAUGAAUGUUUGUUCAUUGGAUAAAACAAAAUCGAAACCCUAAAAUGUUUAAUCUUUAAAACAAAUAUAACUGGUUACUGUUUGCCUUGCCUUGCCUGGGUAGUGCACAUGGCACCUUUAUGCAGCCUGCAGUUGACUAGCUGUGGCUUUAACCUUCAGUGUGUGUCUGAAACCGCCAUUCAGACUGGACUGCCACUGCAGACAUAAGGGUGCUGAUGUGGGACUGGUCUGGGCCUCUCUACAAUGAGUAACAUACAACUCUGAGGGAAUAAAAAAUAUAACAAUCCACAGUGACUGAGGUUCUGUUGACUAAAUAAUAAAUACUCUAAAUGUUAUAACGUUAAGUUAAAUUACUGUGUCCUUAAAUAUAGUAAAACACUUAUUUAAACUUUUUAUUGAAUUUAUAGAAUAAAGUUGAGCUGCUGUGUCUCCUUACAGUUGGAAUUCAACAAAAUAAACCCCAUUUCUAGGUUAAUAAAACAUUUGCAGAGCCUGAACAAGCAACGAGCAGCAUGAUACACUUAAGAAGAAUCAUCAGUCCGCAUGAAGAGCUUGCAAAGACAUUAAUUACACACUCCUUUAUUUGUGAAAGAGAUUUUUGAAGAACAUUUUGUCAGUUUAAUUUUUUUUAACAUCUCUUGGGUAUGCAAAGCUUUCUGAGACUUUCUGCAUGCACCAACUCUUUGCAUUACCCAUGUUUCAAAAUGCCCCUCGUCUUUUUUGGACAACAGCCGAGUGACUUUGAUGUAGAAAUACAUUUAUGUAGGCUAUGCUCAAUAAACAAAGUCAGAAAAACACUGGUGUAAAGACUGAGUCAGUAUGCAAUUAUGUGUGUCAUGAAGCUGCUCUGAAGCCACUGUUCAGGUGUUACAAAUGUGUUGUAACCCAUAAAUUUUCAGUAGGAUCAUUACUACCUCAUCAAGAAUAGUAACUUACAGAAACAGAUAAUUAAUGUAAGGCUUUUUCAUAAAAAAAAACAUUAUAAUAUGUCUUUAAAAGAGCUGUUUUUAUUAACCUUAUUAAGGUUACUGCUUUAUAUAUUUCAUUUUGUGUUUUGUCACUGUAUAGAAGUAAAUUUAAAAUCUUUUAAUAUAAUGCUUUUACAUUUAAGAAUAUACUGUAUAUGUAAUUUUACUAAUUUUUGUAAUACAAUGUUGAAUGACAAUAAAAGAUUGUUGUUAAAUAGA
This is a messenger RNA of Siniperca chuatsi (mandarin fish), 3572 nucleotides long. Its product is annotated as solute carrier family 23 member 2. Gene Ontology annotation, biological process: transmembrane transport. The coding region runs from base 302 to 2134 and encodes 610 amino acids. Gene Ontology annotation, cellular component: membrane. The record is from RefSeq and is a predicted model, not a curated record. NCBI's taxonomy places the organism in Eukaryota, Metazoa, Chordata, Actinopteri, Centrarchiformes, Sinipercidae. Gene Ontology annotation, molecular function: transmembrane transporter activity. The transcript is spliced from 12 exons.